CCACCCGACCCCUCCGGACAGGUCCCUGCUGUUCCUCCUCCGUGGGGGUCCUCCGGGGGCGGCGAUGGGUCCCUCCUCCUUCCUGCUCCUGCUGCUCCUCCUCCCCCUGGCGACCCCCGUGACGCCCCCUCCCCGGCGGGACGCGGACGAGGACGCCUCGGCGUCGGCGUGGCUGUUCGCGGACCUGUCCCCGCGGGAGCUGCGUGCGGUGCGGGACUUCCUCGGGAGCCGCCCGGAGCUGGGCCUGGGGCGGGACCCUCGCCCUUCUCCCCCUGGGCGCCCCUCCCUGGCGCGGAACUCGCUCUUCCUGGUGGAGCUGGAGCCCCCCCCGAAGCGCGCGGCCGUGCGGGCGCUGCAGUCCCCGCGUGGGCGGCCCCUCCCCCCGCGCCGGGCGCGCGCCGUGCUCUUCUUCGGGGCGGGGCCCUCCCCCAACGUGAGCGAGUACCUGGUGGGGCCCCUCCCGGCGCCCACCUGGCUCCGCCCCGCCGGACGCCCGCUGCCCUUCGCCUCCCGCCCCGUCACGCGCGAGGAGGCCGGCCUGAUCCACGCGCGCCUCUCGGAGCUGCUCUCCCCGCUGGCGGGCUUCGUGGCCGAGUCCUCGGGGGGCUUCGCGCUGGGCGGGCGCUGCGGGACCAAGUGCCUGACGCUGACCGACGUGGCCCCGCGCGGGCUGGCCUCCGGGGAGCGCCGCUCGUGGGUGAUGCUCCAGCGCAACGUGGACGGCUUCUACCUCCACCCCACGGGCCUCGAGGUGCUCCUCGACCACCGCGACCUGGACCCACGCAGGUGGAGCGUGCAGCGCCUCUGGUACAACGGGAAAUAUUACCUCAGCGUGGACGAGAUGGCGUCUCUCCACGCGCGGGGGGGCAUCCCGGUGGUGCGCCUCCCGCCCGUGGGGCCCGACGGGGGCUUCGCCUCUUACGCGCCGCGCGGGGAGUUCGCCCACGAGGAAGACCCCCCCGCGGCCAAGACGUGCGCCCCGCCCCCUCCCACGGCGCGCGCCUUCGCCCUGCGUGGGAACCGCGUCUCGUACCGCGGGUGGCGCUUCUCCUUCCGGCUGCGCUCCUCGUCGGGCCCGCAGCUGCUGGACGUGCGGUUCCGCGGGGCGCGCGUGGCCUUCGAGGUGAGCGUGCAGGAGGCGCUGGCCUUCUACGGGGGGGCCUCCCCGGCCGCCAUGCGGACGCGCUUCGUGGACGCGGGCUGGGGCAUGGGCGCCUCCACGCACGAGCUGGCCCCCUCCGUGGACUGCCCGCCCGGCGCCGCCUUCGUGGACGCGCACCACCUCUACGACGCCGCCGGGCCCGUCCGCUUCCCGCGCGCGCUCUGCCUCUUCGAGGCGCCCACGGAGGCCCCGCUGCGCCGGCACUUCGACCCGGACUUCUCCUCGGGGGCGGGCGCGCGCUUCUACGGGGGGCUCCCGGGGGCGGCGCUGCUCCUCCGCGCCUCCUCCACCGUCUACAACUACGACUACCUCUGGGACUUCCUCUUCCACGCCCACGGCGUGCUCGAGGCCCGCGUCAGCGCCACCGGCUACCUCCACGCCGCCUUCUUCACCCCCGACGGGCGCCGCUACGGGAGCCGCGUCCACGAGCACCUCCUCGGGAACCUCCACACCCACCUCGUCCACUACAAGGUCGACCUCGACGUCGCCGGGACGGAGAACUCCUUUGAGACGAUGGAGCUGGGCCUGGAGAACAUCCCCGUGCCGUGGGCGCCGGAGGAGCGCCUGGUGCAGCCCUUCCUGGAGCGGAAGCCUCGGGCCUGGGAGCGGGAGGCCGCCUUCCCCGUGGGGGCCCCGCUGCCCCGCUACCUGCUCUUCCGCAACGAGGGCCAGAGGAACCGCUGGGGACACCGGCGCUCCUUCCGCCUCCAGCCCUUCUCCCACGCCGGGCACAUCCUCCCACGCGGGUGGAAGGAGGAGCGCGGGGUCUCCUGGAGCAGGUACCACUUGGCGGUGACGCAGCAGCACGACUCGGAGGAGCGCAGCAGCAGCAUCUAUGCGCAGAACGACCCCUGGGAGCCCCGCGUCUCCUUUGAGCGCUUCCUCCGCAACAACGAGAGCAUCGAGAACAAGGACCUGGUGGCCUGGGUGACGGUGGGCUUCCUGCACAUCCCGCACGCGGAGGACAUCCCCAACACGGCCACCCCGGGCAACACGGCCGGUUUCUUCCUGCGGCCCUUCAACUUCUUCGACGAGGACCCCUCCGUGGGCUCCCGCAGGACCCUCCUCGUCCACCCGGACCCCUUAGCCAAGCCCCCCGUGAUGAGACUCCAGCGGUGGAUGCCGGAGGGGCCCCCCGCCUGCGCCGUACACCACCCCUUCAGCUUCAACGGCACCUACCGGCAGGAGGAGCCAUAGCAGCGCCUGCGGGGGGGGGGGGGGGGCUGCCUGGUGCAUGGUUUAUUUGUAGCCCCCUCCCCACAUGCGAAGAUGGCUCCCCAUUAAGGACGAAAAGAAGACCAUGAUGGAGGAAGUCACAUGUUGAGGGGAGUCUUCUGGACAUUAUAUAGAUAUAUACACACACACUGUGGCGAAGUAUGGUGGUAUGGGAAAUAAAGUAUCUUAUAUUAUCUGCUUAGAACUGGAUUAUAUGAGGCCCUGUCUACACAGCUGUUUAAAAUGUGGAUUAUAUGGCAGUGUGGAGUCAAGAUAAUCCAGUGCAAAGCAGAUAGUAUAAGAUUAUAAAUGGGUUAUAUAGCUGUGGGGAAGGGCCUUGAAUCUGCACUGCCAUAUAAUCGAGUUAAAAUCAGAUAAUCUGUAUUUUAUAGGCAGUGGGGAAGAGGCCUAAGUGAGGCCUAACUCUGCCUGUCCCCUGGGCUGAGUGGGUUGCUAGGAGACCAAGUGGGCGGAGCUUAGCCUUCUAACUGGCACCAAUUGGCUAAAAACAAUUAUUCCUCUCCCUGUAAUUAGGACUUUAUUUUUCUUUUCCUUUUGUUGUAUGAACGUAGAGGCAUGGAUGAGGGGUUGUGCUGCCAAGUUUAGUGUUUCUGGGGUGUGUACUUUUGUUUUGUCCUAGGCUGAAAUUUCAUUACCCUUUUAUAUAUAUAUAUGAAAAAAAACCUAGAGAAAUAAAGUCUAAAUAACAAAAAAAAAAACCCAAUUGCUUACCACGCAUGCGCAGAGGCCCCCUUGGGAACUGAAACAACUACAUUACCCAGAGGACCUCAUAGCUGCGUGUGGAGCCUAAUGCCACUUUUAAAAUACGUUGCCAUGGUGGAACAGCCUUGCAGCUUCAAAGUCAGUCUGCUUCCUACCCAGGGGGAUCCUCGGUUGGCCACCUUGAAUACCACUGAACAGCCUUACAGCUUCAAAGCCAGGCGGCUUCCUAACCAGAGGGAUCCUAACCACCAGUCUAUGCCACAGCAACGCAUGGCUGGGCACAGCUAGUACAGUAUAACGCAGUAAUAAUAAAAUAGAAUGGCAAGAUGAUAUAGAACACAGUGUGCGCAUAACUGCAGAAACCUGACACACGUUUACGUAUGCAGGUUUCCAGUAUCUCCUUGUGCAAUUCUGAUUUACCUAGGCGAUCCAUUGUCUACAUAUGAUGGCCUUCCAAGUGUAGUGUCUUGGCAGUGGAUAGACUUGUAUUCUGAACACAUUGUAGGGAUUGCUCCAGCUGUGUUGCUGUGGGUUAAUCUUCUCUUGAAAGAGCACACCAAGACGCAUAGGGGCUGA
Anolis carolinensis (green anole) is the source of this 3676-nucleotide messenger RNA. RefSeq names its product amine oxidase copper containing 1 (gene aoc1). The transcript has 4 exons. Bases 65 to 2359 code for a protein of 764 amino acids. Gene Ontology annotation, molecular function: diamine oxidase activity; copper ion binding; quinone binding. Lineage: Eukaryota; Metazoa; Chordata; Lepidosauria; Squamata; Anolidae. The record is from RefSeq and is a predicted model, not a curated record. Gene Ontology annotation, cellular component: plasma membrane. Gene Ontology annotation, biological process: amine metabolic process; response to antibiotic.